Messenger RNA from Paramacrobiotus metropolitanus, 1726 nucleotides. RefSeq lists its product as uncharacterized. The transcript has 3 exons. Bases 1 to 852 code for a protein of 283 amino acids. The record is from RefSeq and is a predicted model, not a curated record. Lineage: Eukaryota; Metazoa; Tardigrada; Eutardigrada; Parachela; Macrobiotidae.
AUGUUUGUGGCUAAUUUGGUGGAGCCUUCGCGUGCGCGUUACGUGAAUGACAAUGGUACCACUUGGGUUGUUCCCGUGUGGAAUGCGGUGCGAGGUGCCCAGACAGAAAGUGUCGACGGUCGCGUUGAACUGCCUCAACAGACGAACACAACACUCUCACCGGAUACCGUGCGUGUUCUGACGGGAGAAACCGCCAUAUUCCGUUGCUUCCACUAUGAACCACACAAUCUAUUGUGGCGUCACCAGGAUAACCUCAUUAACGGCAGUUACGGCACUGCGUUCGUGAUACUACAAGACCAGCAGUAUUCCGUACAAAUCGUUGACGAAACGAAUUACCUGUCCAUACACAACGUCUCGCGCUUCUCCGCCGGUACCGUAGAAUGCCUGUGUCCCAGCGGUGAUGGGCAACGAUGUCCGGUAAAACACUUUACGUUACAGCCGAAACUGCGCCCGGACGAUGUCUUCAUCGGACAGAUGGACAACGUGACGACACACCCGGGCAUUGCCGGCAAGUUCAGGUGCCAGGUCAGCUUCCCCUGCUGUCCUUACCCUGCAAGGCACUUUAUCUGGAAAGUGCGAGGUGCCUUUGUAUACAUCCCUAAAGGUCAUCAGCUGGAGGGCGUUUUUCACAUGCAACCGGACCGAUGGAUCCACGCCGACAUGAAGAAGAACUACAGUUGCGCUGAGUUUCAGCCGACAUUCUGCGAAGAGACGUUGAAUCUGUGGGCGCACAUCAUAAUAUUUGGACCGAAUCCCAGCGUGGUGGAGUGCUGGGUGCGGGAGGACGCCAGCACGGAGGAAUGGCUGGUGCAGAAAGCAUUGCUGAAUAUUGUUCGUCCAAGAAAUACAUAAUGGUUAACUCGCAAGAUGCAACCUAAAGACGUUGACUAGUCAGUGACGCCAGAGGCUCUCAUCGCGAAUCAAAGAACUGACAACCAUGCAGAUACAAUAACAACUACAGAUACUUUCGAUCUCUGCAGAAAUGCAACGACAAAUUGAAGCUAUUACGGUACAUGCAGUUGCUGGCAAGCAGUAAGUUUGCACAUCCUCUGAAUCUGCUGGACAACAAAAUCACCAUAAACUGAACUAAGAACCGAUCCGUUAUCGACAUACGGCCUAAUGGCAGCCAAUCAUAAUGGAGACCAUCAAAAGUGGGAGGGCAAUACAAUGCGGAUGCUGACUGGCGAUUCCCUUGGCCGUCUGGCCAGGCGCGUCGGGUGUUACGCCCGUGUUAUUGCCGGAUCCACGAGCCUAACAACGCUACUCAUCAGAAUCAUUACCGCACUACUGGAUGCGCGCGUGUUUGUUACUGUACAAUUAUUUCCUGGGCAAUCUGUGGGUCCAGUGUUGGCACAAAGGCAGUCUGCAAGAGGAUAACGUUCGAUGGACAGGACGAAUUGUACAAUACGAUACAGUUUAUAUGCAUUCGGCCCAACGGCUUACCGUCGUUGUGAUCGGCAUCGUGAAACCAGUCGCAUUAAAGUCCCUCUGUGAACAGCACACAAGCGAUUAGCUAAUAACCAGACCGGCACAAGCGUUGUAUUUCCGGUUCCGUUGUCACGUUUACGAAACACAACCACAGCCGAAAUAAUCGUAUGUAUCUAUAUGUAUCGUAUGUAUCGGCAAACGUUUAGAACAAUGUUUUACCAUAAAGGCAAAAGUGAACACCUCUGCGUAGUGCAGAACGCGGCGAGGAGUUCCGUUUUCAAGUUUUGCAAAAAACAUU